AGUAGCUCCUGGAGCUCGAGUGUCAAGGUUUAAAAGGAAGUGAGUCUCAGACCGGAGCUCAGCUUGCAGCUGCCUCUGAACGAGAGCAAGGAAUCUUCAAAAAAAUGAGACAGCUUGUGGUGUUGGUAUGUUUGCUGGCAGGUUGCCUGGCAGAGAAACCUCACCCGGCAGAAAAACCUCACCCGUGUGCAAGUCCUCCACUUCUCUCUGGAGCCUUGACUGUGGCUACACAGAGUGAAAAGCUGUGGACUUACACUCGGUACCUUUAUGAUGCAAUGGGACAGCGAGUACGGCUCUUUGAGAUGGGGACGUAUGAGAAUAAGUCCUUCACCUUCGACGUGCUGCUGCUCUUCAGAGAGGGUGCCAUGUAUGAGAUUUCUUAUCAUAACCACACAUGCAAGAAGAUGCCUCUGAAAGCAGACUUCCAGCCUCUGGCCAUUCCGAAGGAUGCAAACCUGCUGGGUCAGGCUGUUCUGGGCAGCUCGUCUGCACCUGGAGCAGGACUCCUGGUCAACACCUGGAUGGGAGAUCUGCCAGACAAAUCAGGAAAGUACAUAAGCACAGUCACUGAAUUUGGAUGCAUUCCUGUCAGCACAAGCUAUCAAACUAAGGAAUUGGGAUGGGUGGUAAUAAGUUACUUCAACAACGUGAUUGGGCUUGAAGACCCUGCUCUGCUCAACCCUCCAGACUUCUGUGCAGAUGCAGAGACAAAGAGCGGAGAAGAGCCAAAAGACUUCCACAGCCUGUUUCUUUAAAAGAACUAAAGAUCAUUUCCAAGUUUCUCAAAAUCUGUUUUAUCAAUCACUUCACCAUAUCGAUCAUUUCAAUUAGAUUUUUAAAAUCAGCAUCUCUUAGAUUUUUUUUUUACAUUUUUUUACAUUUCAUAUUGAAAAAACUUGAUGAUUUCAUCCUUUUUCUCAUGAAAGCACAAUAAAAGAAUUUGUUCAAAUCCAAA
Molecule: messenger RNA, 955 nt
Organism: Melanotaenia boesemani (Boeseman's rainbowfish)
Lineage: Eukaryota; Metazoa; Chordata; Actinopteri; Atheriniformes; Melanotaeniidae
Product: ependymin-like
Exons: 6
Coding region: 105-755 (216 amino acids)
Biological process (GO): cell-matrix adhesion
Cellular component (GO): extracellular region; lysosome
Molecular function (GO): calcium ion binding
Source: RefSeq, a predicted model, not a curated record